UUUGUGGGAGCGCUGGCCGGCCGAGGGCGCGCAGCAGCUCGCAGCCGCCGGCGCGGCGUCCCGCUCCCGGCCCUGCAGACGUCGGCCGCCAGCAGCUGACAGCGCGGUGACAGCGGAGGGCAGCUUCUCUCCUGCGAGAUUCCAGCAUGGUUUACAGGGGGAACAAAGGGCCUCCCGGAGAAGAUGCUCUAGAUGAAUACUUUGAAUACGAUGCAGAGGAGUUCCUCGUCUCUCUGGCCUUGCUGAUAACAGAAGGACGGACGCCAGAAUGUUCCGUGAAAGGUCGUACGGAGAGUUUCCACUGCCCGCCGGCGCAGUCCCAUCACCCUGUCACCACCCGACAUGAGUGCAGCGACAAGCUGGCCCAGUGUCGCCAAGCCAGGCGCACAAGGUCCGAGGUCACCAUGCUGUGGAGGAACAGCCUUCCGAUCAUGGUGGAAGUGGCCUUGCUCCCGGACUGCUGCUACAGUGAUGAUGGGCCCAGCACAGAAGGGGCUGAUCUGAGCGACCCUGCCCUGGAGCAGGACGCCCUGCUGCUGGAGAGAUGGGUCCUGGAGCCCGUGCCGCGGCGGAAUGGCGGUCGACUCGUUGAGGAGAAGAUGCUCCUACUGGCUGUCCGCUCGUUUGUGUUCUUUUCCCAGCUAAGUGCUUGGCUGAGUGUUUCGCACGGUGCGGUCCCAAGAAACAUCCUGUACAGGGUCAGUGCCGCUGAUGCAGACCUGCGGUGGCGUUUCCCCCAGACUCCAGUUGAACACGUGUUUCCUGUCCCCAGUGUUUCUCACAAUGUGGCCUUGAAAGUCAGCGUCCAGUCCCUACCCCGACAGUCUGCUUACCCAGUCUGGAGCUGUAGUAUUCAUACUAACCUUGGCCUUUAUGGGGAGAGAGUUCAGGCACAAGAGCCUGAAGGCCGUCAGCCCCACAGUUCCACUGAAGCAGCGCAGUGUGGACCAAACAGCUUGCAGCGUCUGUGUGGCAGGCAGACGUGGACCAUGGCACCUGAGAGUGUACCACAUGAGAGGGACAGCCCAGCUCCGGAGGACACUGCAGCCACCAGGCACAGUGGGCCUCAUCCAGGGGGCAGGAAGUCCCCGUACGGGACAUCUCGGGCCAGCCUGCUGGGCUUGAGUGGCCUAGGAGACAUGAAGCCACAUGAAACAUCUCUGAGAACUUGGAAGUCACUUUCAGUGGUGGAUUCCAACAUCUCCAGCCAUCAGAGCUCCUGGCAGCCGGCUGGUAAGAUGAACCCUCUAAUAGACUCCUUAAUUCAGGAUCGACAAGAAGUCAUUGCAAGAAUUGCGCAGCACCUGAUUCACUGCGAUUCAAACACCCCCCAUGGCUCCGCACACCCAUUCACCACUCAGGAGUCCCCCUCCCUGCAUCCGAAACUGUGCCAGGUGUCCCGAGAGAGGCACAAUGUGAGAAAAGGGAAAGACGCUUUUUCCAUGUCUUUGGGGAGUCCAGAGUUCCCCUCCAUGGAAGACGGUGAUGAGGGGAACAUUCUAGGGAAACCAGACCAUUGGAAAAGUGAGACUCACGUCUCUGGUGCUCUGUGCCCGCACCAGGGUGCGGGAGAGGCAAACCCUCUGAUAGGCUCCCUGCUGCAGGAACGGCAGGACGUGAUUGCCAGGAUUGCCCGGCACCUGGAACACGUUGACCCCAGGUCGCCCCGCCUGCACGGCCCCAGCAGCCUUCCCUCCAAAGUGCUCCACAGUUCCUGCAGCGACAGGCACUUGUGGAAGAGGAGCAAGGACAGUGCCUGCGCUUCCCUUCCGCUUCCAAAGCCGGCCUUGUUGGGAGAUGGUGCCAACACAAAAAGCUCACUACCUGCUAAGUCUUGGAGUUCUUUUGCGUGCAACCGUAGAGAAAAGUCCUCUGCGAAACCCCAAGUACGGACGCAGGGCUGGCAUGGUCCUCCUGAUGGUGUGCCGAGCUCUUGGCCUGAGGCCCAGAACACAGCUGCUACGCCACCCGCUGCCUCAACCGCCUCCCAGUGCAGUGACAGCGACUUGGGUUUGAUCAGUAGGCUGGAGAAUGUACUCGCAGAGCCACAACUUCAGGAGCAGGAAGGCAGCAUUAGCCCUGCCGAGCAGCAUUCAGCUGGCAGCAGUACUGAUGCGAGGGUCUGCACACAGAAGUACGAGGGAGGGAGAAUCGGCAGUGACAGCAGAAGCCCAGAAUCCUCUGGCAGUCCCCAGCGUGAUGACUCAAAAACAGGCGACUCACGUGUGCAAGUUACUAUGUUAGAAAUGUCUGAAUAUUUAAACAAGUAUGAAUAUAAUUGCUCAAAUAAAGACUCAGCAAAGCCCAAGACACACGAGCAGAAUUCUCAGCUGAACAGCAUAGAAAAUUAUCUCAGUAAAAAUAACAAAGGUUUCAAAUGCAAAAAAUCAGGCCAGGUAACAAAUGAGGAGGAUAAGAAAGAAGAUUCACUGGCUGAACAAGCUCAAAACUGUUCUCAAAGAAAGAGUACAAAAGGCUGUUUGUCUGCUUGUGAACAACUGAAAAAUACAAAGAUAUUGAAGACCGCACCAGCAUACUCGCGUGUCUGGCCAAAGCCUACCUUUCAUCCCUUGGAUGGAACUUCAACCCGGGCCUUUCACCCCCGAACUGGAUUGCCUCUUCUUUCAAGUCCUGUUCCUCAAAGAAAAACACAGUCAGGUUGCUUUGAUCUGGAUUCUUCAUUACUGCAUCUGAAAAGCUUAUCAUCUAGAAGAUACAAAAACAGCAUUAACCAAUUAGCAGAGCAAAUGGCGAGGCUCCAGGAGUGCUCAGUGCUGGCUGGAAUGGCGGGAGGACACCUGCACACAGUGGGAGGUGGGCGGGUGUGGGCCCCGGAGCGGCAUGCGGGAGCAGCACUGGCCCUGAGCCGGAAAACGAGCCACUCACUUUUUCACAAAUUGUCUGUCUUGCAGGAGUCUGUCCUGAACUACCGUUUAGACCCCCUCGGGGUGGUCAGUGGCUUUACUGCCGAGGUGGGGGCCAGCGGUGUGUUCUGCCCCGCACACCUGACCCUCCCAGUGGAGGUGUCGUUCUACAGUGUUUCUGACGACAAUGCUCCCUCUCCUUAUAUGGGCGUGAUCCCCUUGGAGUCCCUUGGUAAGAGGGGUUACCGGGUGCCUCCUUCAGGAACAGUGCAAGUGACCUUAUUCAACCCCAACAAGACUGUGGUGAAGAUGUUCGUGGUGGUGUACGACCUGCGUGGCAUGCCCGCCAACCACCAGACCUUCCUGCGGCAGAGGAUCUUCUCCGUGCCCGUGGAGCCCGAGGCCAGGACCAGCACCGGCCAGGGGCGCACCCGGCCCGCGGAGGAGCGCCUGUUACGCUACCUCAUCCAUCUGAGGUUCCAGAGUUCUAAAUCUGGAAAGAUCUACCUCCACAGGGACGUGCGGCUCCUGUUCUCCAGGAAGUCCAUGGAGGUCGACAGUGGUGCAGCGUAUGAACUCAAAUCCUACACUGAGUCGCCAACCAACCCUCAGUUCUCACCACGCUGUUGACCAGGAGUGACAAGUGGAAGUGUUGCUCAGGCCCCCGGUUUGAAGUAAAGAUCCAGAGAGGAGUGGAGCACGCUGACAGCCGGGAGAAAGCAGACCCCUCCACGCCCAGACCAGUGGCCCAGAGGUGCCCUGCUGUGGAAACCACUUCCUGGACACGUUGCAGUUGCAGAGGCCCCGUUAGUUAGUGUUUACAUGUUUCGUUUCUAUUAUUUAAUAUUUAAUGUUUCCCUUAAUACUCAAGCAAUGUUUGUCUGUAGUGUUCUUAUGUAGCACAAAUCUUAUGUAAGAUCAUACUAUGUAUUUUUGACGUUAACGUUGGAAUCUGAAAUAUAUGCACACGUCUUUAAUUUUGUGUGAUGUGUUUUAAAUGCUGUUCAUCUAAACUAUUGAGAAUGAACUGUUGAGCUUCCCGAAGAUGAAUGCACUAUGCAAGCAUGUGUACCUUUUCUAUUUGGAGCUGAGUCUGGCCACGGGGCGGGCAGCCCUCCCUGCUCUCCGGGAGGCGCAGUCGGCCUGCUGCUGCGCUGCCUGCUCCCAGUGCUCAGGCGGGUCUAUUUUUCCUUAAUCCCUACUCCAGAGGCUUUUCAGCAAACUGCUGUCCCAUGCUAGAAAUUUUCUGAAAUUGUUAAGAUAUGGACUUUGAAAACAAAUUAGUAUUUAUAUUGUAAAUAUAUGCCAA
Octodon degus (degu) is the source of this 4173-nucleotide messenger RNA. RefSeq names its product family with sequence similarity 214 member A (gene Atosa). The coding region runs from base 147 to 3494 and encodes 1115 amino acids. The record is from RefSeq and is a predicted model, not a curated record. The transcript has 11 exons. NCBI's taxonomy places the organism in Eukaryota, Metazoa, Chordata, Mammalia, Rodentia, Octodontidae.